AUGUCGUACAAUCAAGCUACUGAUGAAAACACUCCGGUUCCUGAUAUCACCACUGAUAACGGGUCCCCGGACGCUGUUCAUGUGGAAGCUAUUUCUAUCAACCGUCGUUUGGUUCCCAUUAAUGAGUCUCGCCGCUUCGCUUCUCUCGCCCUGGCCGUUUUCAGCUGUAUUGGUUGUUCUAUAAUAUUUUGUUUCAACCUUUUUAGCGGCGAUUUGCAGCGAAAAUACAAUUUUACGCAAGAUGCUCUUUCAUCCAUUAACACUGUGGGACUUGUUUUUUGUUACGCCGCUCUUCCCUACGGCGCCCUGUUCGACUGGCUUGGACCGCGUCCUGUCUACGUGCUCGCUAUGACACUGUUACCUAUUGGUUCAUUAUGCUAUGCAUUGGUAUUUGCAAAUGUUUUUACUGCAAAUUUGGUAAUGUUAUGUGUAUUUAAUGCAUUUAUGGGUGCUGGGGCCAUUAUGUUUGAUCUUGGCUCACUUAUGACGGUAUUAAGUCUAUUCCCUUCUAAUCGUGGUGCUGUUGUGGCAGUGGCAAAAACUUUUACAGGUCUUGGAACCGCCAUUAUUGGUUCCAUUCAACUUGGAUUUUUUGAAGGACGACAAGAUCGAUACUUUUUCUUUCUUAUGGCUUUUUCGCUAGUGGUUGGAAUUCUCUGCUUUUUUAUUAUUCAACUACCACCGUAUCACUUAACAGAUUAUGAAAAAAAACAUUUAAGUUUGGAGGUAAAAAAAGAAAGACUAAGUACACGUAGUUUGUAUUUGACUCAAAAACCUCCUAGAAUUCGCUUCAUUUUCGGUGUUGUGUUGGCUAUUAUUUUAAUGAUAUAUCUCCCUACCCAAGGUGCUCUUGUUGCAUACUUUAAUUUAGGACGUAAAUACAAAAUUGCUUUUGCAAUUGUGGCUAUCAUACUUGUCUUGCUAUAUCCUAUAAUGGCUUUACCAUCAUGUUCUAAAAAACGUAAUCAUUUUGAUGAACAGGAUGAAAUGGAAAAUGUUUUGCCAAAGACAAGUGAUAUAAGCACGUCUGCAGAAGAAGUUUCCUCUGAGAAACGACAUCAUACAUGUAAUGAACAAGAGAUAAAAACUGAUAUUGAUUAUAUUGCACCACAAUAUCAGACAACUUUCUUACAGAGCCUUUGUACAGUAAGACUUUGGGCUAUUUUUUGGGCUAUUUUUACCAUUUUUGGUUCAGAACUCGUACUUAUAUCGAACGCUCGUUUUAUUCUUGGUGCACUUUCUGGAGAACCUGUCAAUACCUCCUUAAAUACAUUACUAACAGUAUUAAAUGGUGUGGGAAGUGGUCUUGGUCGUAUGCUGAUGAGUGCUCUUGAAAUAUGGACACAAGGUAAAAAAGCGGAAGAACGAAUUCCCAUAACUAUUUCACUUUUUUUUCCAACUGUUUCAAUUAUGAUAGCAGUAAUUCUAUUCUUAACCCUUCCUGCUGCGGCACUUCCACUUCCAUAUGUAAUAGGUGCUCUGGGGAAUGGUUUUGGUGCUGCUGUCAUUGUUUUGGUAUCUCGCACAAUUUUUGCGAAAGAUUCGGCAAAACAUUACGACUUUUGCUAUCUGGCUGUUAUGUUGUCCGCUAUUGUCUUAAAUCGUUUCGUAUACGGUGAGUGGUAUUCACGGGAAGCAGCUAAGCAAGGUAGUACACUCUGUUAUGGUAAAAAAUGUGUUAUGAUGCCAUUACUUUUUUUCCUUGGUAUCAACUUAACAGCAUUUUUUUCUAAUGUUUACGUACACUUGGAGUAUCGUAAGUUUUGUGCCAAGGCACUGAAGGAGCAGCGUCGUGUGAAGGAAGAAGCAAUGUUGUUGCUACUUCAAGCAGAGGCUGCACCGGUGGUAUUGGAGGAUAUUGUACUAAUACCUGAUUCCAAGAUAAAUAUUGACAAAGAUAAGAAUGAACGUGAGCGUAGUGAGUAG
Molecule: messenger RNA, 1926 nt
Organism: Trypanosoma theileri
Lineage: Eukaryota; Euglenozoa; Kinetoplastea; Trypanosomatida; Trypanosomatidae
Exons: 1
Coding region: 1-1926 (641 amino acids)
Biological process (GO): transmembrane transport
Cellular component (GO): membrane
Molecular function (GO): transmembrane transporter activity
Source: RefSeq, a predicted model, not a curated record